This is a messenger RNA of Rhodamnia argentea, 942 nucleotides long. Its product is annotated as RING-H2 finger protein ATL57. The record is from RefSeq and is a predicted model, not a curated record. The coding region runs from base 59 to 844 and encodes 261 amino acids. NCBI's taxonomy places the organism in Eukaryota, Viridiplantae, Streptophyta, Magnoliopsida, Myrtales, Myrtaceae. The transcript has a single exon.
CCUUCCUCAAACUUACUAAUCAUUCCCACCUUCAUCACCAGACGCUAAUAAUCACCAGAUGGAGCCCCACUUCCGCAAGCUCCUCCGCCUCCCCUACGAAGACGACCCGCCACCCCUCCUCCAACCCCCCUCCACCUCCGCCGCGGCGCCACCCUCAGCAUCCACCAUCAAACCCCUGCUGCCGCCCCUAACGCACGCCCCCUUCGACUCCUCCGUCGGCCUCACCGUCCUCGUCCUCCUCACCGCCAUAUUCUUCAUGGGCUUCUUCUCCCUCUACAUCCGCCGCUUAGCCGUGGGCUCCGAAGCCGCCGUAGCCUCCCGCCGCCGCCGCCUCCGCCGCGACCCGGCUGGGCCAAGCCCACCGUACUAUCCCCGGGGGCCGCGGGAACGCCCGUCGUGCUCGGCGGGGCGCAAGGGCCUCGACCCUGUCGUCAUCCGGUCACUGCCGGCGUUCGCCUACGGCGAGGAGGUCGCGAAGUACCAGGCGGAUUGCGCCGUGUGCCUCAGAGACUUCGAGGCGGAGGAGGUGGUGAAGGCCAUCCCGUGGUGCUCGCACGUGUUCCACGCGGAGUGCAUAGACCGGUGGCUCUGCGCCCACCCGUCGUGCCCCGUUUGCAGGGACGCCCGGUUGACGGGAGCGACGGGGAGGGCGAAAGCCGCUGGGGCAGAAGGGUCGAGUGCGGCGCAGAGCACAGAGGCGCGCGAGGGUAGAUCGACGGUGGCGAGCGCCGACACGUGUCUGGAGAUCAGGGACGGUGGAGGGGAAGGAUUGAGCGUGCGGAGGAGCAGUAGUUGGUCGAGCUCAGGGGAGGGGCGUUCCUUGCAGAGGACCAUGACUUUCUGAAGGUGGGUGGGUUGAGGGUUGGCAGGUGUGGGGCCGUACAGGUGUUUCUCGCACGUGUGGAUGUACAGAUACUGUAGAGGAAAUGUAAAACUGGUUGU